Molecule: messenger RNA, 570 nt
Organism: Amphiprion ocellaris (clown anemonefish)
Lineage: Eukaryota; Metazoa; Chordata; Actinopteri; Pomacentridae
Product: elongation factor 1-gamma-like
Exons: 2
Coding region: 1-570 (189 amino acids)
Biological process (GO): translational elongation
Cellular component (GO): nucleus; cytoplasm
Molecular function (GO): translation elongation factor activity
Source: RefSeq, a predicted model, not a curated record
AUGGCGUUGUUGAUUCCCAACAGUCCUACACUGCUCCAGAUCAGGAGGCAGAUCCUGAUGGGGAGGGAAGGAGGGGUGGGAGGGGGACUGAAUGCCUGGUUUAUAGUAAAUAGUAGAAGGAAUUGGAAAAAAGAGAAGAUGCCUACUCCAGAAGAGGAAAUGGAUGACUGUGAGCCUGUUUUGGCUGCAGAGCCCAAAGCCAAGGACCCCUUUGCACACUUGCCAAAGAGUGCAUUUGUCAUGGACAAGUUCAAGAGAAAAUAUUCCAAUGAGGACACCAUGACAGUAGCCCUUCCCCACUUCUGGGAGAAUUUCGACCAUGAGGGAUACUCAAUCUGUCUCCAAAUACCCCGAGGAGCUCACCCUUACCUUAAGAGCUGCAACCUUAUCACAGGUAUGUUCCAGCACCUGGACAAACAAAGAAAGAAUGUCUUCGUCAGUGUCAUCUUGUUUGGCCCCAACAAUGACAGCUGCAUCUCUGGUAGCUGGGUCUUCAGAGGCCAGGAACUAGCCUUCACUCUGUCUGACUGGCAGAUUGACUACAAAUCAUAUGACAUGGUAAAGGAGUAG